Colletes gigas is the source of this 4226-nucleotide messenger RNA. RefSeq lists its product as uncharacterized. The record is from RefSeq and is a predicted model, not a curated record. Lineage: Eukaryota; Metazoa; Arthropoda; Insecta; Hymenoptera; Colletidae. The coding region runs from base 43 to 4137 and encodes 1364 amino acids. The transcript has 8 exons.
GGGUCGUGUAAAUUCACGACGAAACAACGAUCUGCAGCAAAUAUGUCCCAUGAAAACAUUACGGAAGAGAAAAGCGUAAAUUGUAAAGGUUAUACCGAGCCUGUAGGUAAUAAAUGUUCCGACGAUAUGGAUCACGAUAAUCCGAUUACGGUAUUACGUAAAGAAAUACAAGAUUGGAGAAUCAACGAAAUAUUAACUGCUAGAACCGAAGAGAUACUUUCUCGAUCUCCAAGCGAACAACAUACUUAUAGUUAUGUCGCUUCCGGAGAAACAACGAAGAGACUACGAAGUCCUAACAAUCCUCUAAAAUCAUACAGAACAUGCAUUGACUUCCUAGCUGCAACAAGGAAGCACGAUGCUUUAGAAUAUUUGGAUUUGCGCAAGGAUCCUGUUCUUCCUACGUCCGCGCCUUGUCGCUCAAAAAUGCAUUCACAGUCCACGUGCGAUUGUUAUUGCAAAAGUCGGAUGCCAACAAAAUCCGAGAAGAAUCGUACCAAACUUCUAACGUCGAAAAGUUCCGUUUCUAGGACGGACACCGUCAGGAGCGCAAAAAAAAUUCCAACCACUCCAGCUACCGUUGUCGACGAAGAUCAGCCUGGCACUAAGAGAUCGACCAUAACGCCAUCGGUUUCUCCUGCCCUCAGUCCGGAAACAUCGGCGGUUCUCGAGGACGUGGAAAAAUUGGUAAAAGAUGCCCAGAUUCAAAUCAAGGGAAUAAACAUGGCCGUUAAUUCGAAUCGCGUUGAAAAAAACGUAAACGCAUAUCAGGACGAAGUAACUCUGGACGAUGAAAACGAUCAAUUGCUGUACGUUCGGGAGCGCGUGGCGCACAAAUUUCAAGAGGCAAACGGUUGGAUUUGCACGAAUUACGAUGAUUCGAAAACGCAAGAAGUUUUGAACGAAGGGAGACCACUCGUCAGACCUAAGAGAACCACGGACUACUCCGCACCAAAAUUCAAAAUGUCUGAGACAUAUUGUAAAGAAUUUUCGCCCUACGGAGCAUUAUUCGGAAAUCCAGGAUUCGCGACGCAAAUUGCGAACGACGUCGCUGAGAACGAUGACAAAGCUAAGAACCCUAACGGAUCGUCGUGCCGCGAGGCUGGAAAAAUUAAAAGGACGAGCACGUUUGCUGUUCAAGUUGGACCGUCGGUGAAUAUCCAGAGAGGUUUGAUAGCGCAAAAUUUGGAAAAUAUUCGGAUACCACCGGACCCGUUUUUCAUUCAAGAAAGCACGAACGUUGGAAUUUACAUGCUCUGUCACGAUCACUGGAAACAAAACGGCUGUUCAGCGCCCAAGGAGAAGUUCAUGAAGAUACCCGAGGAGCUUCGACGAAUCAAUGCAAGACCGACGAGCGACAAACAAGCAAGGAAGAACUCGAAACAGGUCAACGAAGAUGGAAAAAUCGUCGAUUCUGCGUCCACUUCGACGUCGAAGGAGAGGUCAGAAAUUUCAGAAGGAGACGACUACGAUUUAAUGAAAAAUAAUGGAACGUCGGCGAACUCGGAAAAAUUGGACGAAGUUAAGAAUGUGACGGCGGCUCUGGAGAACGAGAAAAGUUCGAACGACGUUGCUGUUGGUCUAGACGACGAAGAAUCGAAGAAAGAUCAAAAGGUGGAAUUAGUCGAAACUGUUAAAGAAGAAACAGAUAACUUAAGAAAAGCAAUUUCUGGAAUUAAGAACGACCUGAAGCAGGUACGAUUCGAGGAGGAAGUUUUAAAAGAAACGGAACACCCUGUGAAGGCUCAGAACUGCGAAACUACAAUGUUGGAGCAAGGCUUACAAAUACCGAAACACGUCGAAUCGGAAGAUCGCGAUGUAGAAGGAUUCAAUGAGCCUUCGACUUCGAAAGAAAUAAUUAGUAAAGAGACAGAAGAUAGUCGUAAGAAGACUUUUAAAAAGGAUGAACGCCACAAGAUUGUCGAUGAACGUUUUGCGAGCAUUCUCAGAAAAUAUCACGUUCAAGAAAUAGAUUCGACGAACGAUAGUUUGGUGUCCUUGAGUACAAAUUCUUCUGCAGAGGGUUUAAAAGAGUCAGAGGAUCUAGAUAAUUUAUAUUAUCCCUCCAUAGACAAGUUAGACAACGUUCUGACCGUGUAUGAUAAAAUAAUUAACGACGUUUCCCGAUCGACGAGAACCAUCGACAAAUUUCUAUCGCGACCCGAACUGGAGGAAUACUACAUUCAGGAGAAAUCAACGAUGGAAACUAGCGAGUCUCUUGAUUUCGAAAUAUCGAAAAGCAAAGUCGAGAAGACGAGCAGCGUCCAUUCUUCGAAAACUAAACCUAACCCAGACCCGAGAAGAAAGGAUCCAAUUAUCAAGGAACGACUGCCAGCUGCGAGUAAACGCGCAGGUAAAGAAUAUCGUCCGCACGGAGCUAAAAUUUUGAAACCUGCGUCGACGAGGAUGUCAAUGCGCGUCAGCAGAGAUCAAGAUUCGAGGAAAAAGUCUACCUCCUCGAGAAGCUUCAAAGUUCCAGUACGAAACGAGUCGAACGAGGAGAGUUCCGAGUCCAACGAGAGCGACGAAAGUAAUGAUAAAAUUGCGAGGCACGUCGAAGCGAAAAAAUCGUGUUUCAGUAACCAAAGCUCGAGUUUAACAGCUUCGUCGGGGAACCCCUUAUCCUCGAACACAAACGUACAAAGUUCUAACGACGCUGCAGCAUCGCAGACGAUUUCAAAGUCCAUCGUCGACGCCACUGAGGAUAGACGUUUGAGACCACGCGUAACCUCAACGCAAGAGAUUGAAAAGAUAAUUUUGCAGAAAGGCGGUUUCGAUGACAAGACGCUGUACGACGUAGUGUGCUCCGACAUCGUGAAGCGAGGUUUUCCUGAAUCAAGGGACCCGAGAAACAUGGCGGAACGUUUAAUCAAUUCCGCCUUAGAGGAAGAGACACGGUUCAUCGAAGACAAGAUUAAAAACGCUUUCGACGAAAACUGGAUCAAAAGCCUGUUGCAGCAUUUGCAAAACGAUGCACCGACUACUCAGGCGCAGAACUUAGAGCUGUUGAUCUCCGAAAAUGCGUCGGUAAACGACACAGUAUCGGCAAACAUCCACGCGGCUGAAACGGCACGCAUGAAGUCAGAAUUCGAGGAACGAAACGUGAAACUCGAGUGUCUUCGAACGGGUGAGAGAGAUAACAAUUCCAACGAAUUUGGCUGUAAAAAUGUUGGCCCGGAGCCUGACAGUAGUUCCAAAAGUCACUCCUCCGUAGUCGUCGAAGAAGCAUCGCACGCGAAUUUUGAAGGUUCUUCGGUCAAGGAAACAAGCAGAAUUGAAACCAAUGUCGAGUCGUUGAAGCAGAGUUCUAGGAAGAGUCCCCCCAUACACGUCGUUGAUGAACGAACUGAGAAUGAUGUAAAUGGAACAGUUAAAAGUAUGGAAGUCGUUGAAACGCAGAUCGUGAAUGAAAAUGCGAAUUCAUGGGCGGAACAAUCUAUUUUAGAACCCAUUGGCUCGUCAACGAUGCGUGAAAAUGUUAAAAGCAUGCCGUGCAAGGAUUCUAUUCUAAUUCCUGAAGUAAAAAUAGAAAAAUCGUUGGAAUUGCGUUUGAUUCAGGGUACAACAAAAAUCCCCGAGCAAUCGCUUGAUAACGUUACUCGUGUUUCGUCGGCCGACUCUUUGCGCGAUUGCGUAUCUCUUGAAUCCUCUCCGAGAAACGUUUCGAAAACUUUGUCCAAUAUGGCGGAACCCACGCGCGAAGAUAAUGAAAUUAAACUGUCGCAAACGAGUAACGCACACGACGGUGACCCCAACGAAAUAAUGAAUCAAAAAAGUUCGUACUGCGGUAAUAUAUUCACAAAGGAAAGAAUUUUAUCGGACUUGUACGACGAUGUGCACAAGAAACUUCUAUUUUCUACGAUGGAAACGAAUUAUUCGAGCGCGGUUGAUCAAAAUUAUAGAUUGUCCAACAGCGUAUCCGCAGUAAAAUCGAAUAAAAUUGAAACAUUUUCAUCCGACACAUCGCGUUCCGAAGGAGAGUUAUGUAUUCCGAGCUCCGGUUCUUAUUCUUUAGGCGAAGUUAAGAUAUUAAAUACAGACGGACGUGACAGUAACGUUACAAUUUUGAUCACAAAAGAAAUGUUGAAUUCCUGGAACGAAUCUUCGAAGUCCUUGAUACAAAGUAUGGGAGAAAUUUAAAGUUGCUGAUUUGACGGAAAACGCGCUAUCCAGAAUAUGUUAGCAUGAAGUAUAUUGUAAUUGCCAUUGCAACUGAAAAUGCAGCGACG